CGUGCGGCCCCCGCUCUCUGCGGAGCCCCCGGCCCACGGGUGGGAUCGCCGUGCGGCGCCGCUGCUUGCUGCUCGUUGCCUCCGUGCGGGCAGAGCUGCGGCACGGCCACGCACCGGCACCGCGCUGCUGAACGCCCGGGGUUUGGUUGCCCACAGCGGCGGCUUUCUCUGCAGCGACUCCCACGGCCGCAGCGGGUCGGCAGUGGGUCAAUGCAGGUCUGUUUGCCGCUGCGCACAGCUCAGCCCGCUGCCGGACGCCCCGGCCUCCCUUUGCCAUUGGCGCCGGGCGCUGCGGCACGGGUGAGGCUCCACGCCCACAGGCAUAAGAAGGCCGUCAGCCGCCCGGCUGCAGCCGCAGCGCUGAGCAUCGCCGAGGGAGGACUGCGCUGUGACCAUGUCUGAGCUGGAGAAGGCCAUGAUCGCCAUCAUUGAUGCUUUCCACCAGUACUCUGGGAAGGAAGGAGACAAGCAUAAGCUGAAGAAAUCGGAGCUGAAGGAGCUCAUUAACAAUGAAUUAACCCAUUUCCUUGGUGAGAUCAAAGACCAAGAGACCGUGGACAAAGUCAUGGAGGCACUGGACAGUGAUGGGGAUGCAGAGUGCGACUUCCAGGAGUUCGUGGCCUUCAUUGCCAUGGUUACCUCUGCUUGCCAUGAGUUCUUUGAGCACGAGUGAGCUGGUGAGAAGCAGUUGAGCGGCUCCCACUCACGCUGGAGAGAUGCAGAGCGGUACCGCUCCUCUUAGGAAAAGACUGGAUGCACUUGGGGGCUCCAUGAAGUUAAGCUUGUGCUACUUAAGCAGCUUAUUAAACUCUACAGCUUUGUGAGCAGAAAUGCCCGUGUACCUUGGGAAAGCCUCUUGGACAGUGCCCACCUGUGAGUGUGAAUGCCUCAUCGCAAGCUCACUUCCUGCUGCUGCGUGCAAGGGACAGGCAGGGGGCUGGAAGCAGGUGGCCGCUGCAACCCGAGGUUGCAAAGGGAGAAGGAAAAUUCAAGGGUUGAGGCAGGGAGUGAUGCAGAGAGGCUGGUUAGAGGAGCCUGGCUCUGAGCCCAUUGGGCUACACAGAAAGACUCCUGUGACCUCUGUGGGCUCUGACUGCCCUGCGCGUGCUACUAACCCUGGAGACUUAGCAGAGCCCAUGCAGUCCUUGCCUACUUGAGACACUCCUGGCUUGAAAGGCAAAGCAUAGCUAUGUAACAGCCCAGGCUUUUCUCCUGUCUAUGAAUCCUCCUGCUUGUAGCUGUCUGCAGAACCAGAAGUGAAAGCAUAGGGGGCUCCUGGGCUGGGCCUGGGGCAGCUCUCCAGGCUCAGCCAGAAGGAAGGGGGAAAUCCAUAUGUGAUCAGUUGCAGCCUCCAGAGCAUGUGGAAACAAUGAGAAUAAAAUGUUGGUCUGGCCUUUGGAUCAUAA
Messenger RNA from Phasianus colchicus (ring-necked pheasant), 1406 nucleotides. It is a transcript of the gene S100B, whose product is annotated as S100 calcium binding protein B. The record is from RefSeq and is a predicted model, not a curated record. Gene Ontology annotation, biological process: positive regulation of canonical NF-kappaB signal transduction; positive regulation of cell population proliferation. NCBI's taxonomy places the organism in Eukaryota, Metazoa, Chordata, Aves, Galliformes, Phasianidae. Gene Ontology annotation, cellular component: cytoplasm; nucleus. Gene Ontology annotation, molecular function: calcium-dependent protein binding; S100 protein binding; zinc ion binding.